This is a messenger RNA of Umbelopsis ramanniana AG, 4711 nucleotides long. RefSeq lists its product as uncharacterized. Bases 45 to 4313 code for a protein of 1422 amino acids. Gene Ontology annotation, biological process: calcium ion import across plasma membrane. Gene Ontology annotation, cellular component: membrane. Lineage: Eukaryota; Fungi; Mucoromycota; Umbelopsidomycetes; Umbelopsidales; Umbelopsidaceae. The record is from RefSeq and is a predicted model, not a curated record. Gene Ontology annotation, molecular function: monoatomic ion channel activity. The transcript is spliced from 15 exons.
AACAUGUGUAUUUUCAACAAUGGCAGCAAGCUGCUGAUGGUCUGAUGGAAUUCGCAAGUACCAGACCACAGGCCUUACCACCCAUCUCCAUCCAUCGACUGGCCAAAGUAGUCAACGAUGUCUAUUUCCAAGAAACAACGCUUCGAGACCGUCUCAUAAAGUUGAUAUCUGAGAAUUCGCAAGAAAUCAAUGUACCACCUGUUCCCAAUCCAUCCCAACCACCACCUAGUGUUCUGACGUCGGGAAGCAUCACAGCGUCAGGCAUCAGCUUCAUGCAGCUGCUGGUAGGCAUGGUUGACGAGUAUAGUUUAUACAACUAUCCUUCGGCCAAGGAUAUGUAUCUGCAAGCCAAAGACGGAUGCUUCGAAGCGCAAUUAAUUCUAGGCGCGUGGAUAUCAUCUGGUGACUAUUUUCCCAAAAACGUCUACAGCGGGACGCACAUGCUCUUUGCUGCCUACAGAGCCUUCUCCACCUACGAUAUGGACAUCCUGCUGGAUAUUCUCGACCACCUUGAUCGAUUAUUAUGCUGCUGCGCGCAGGAUAUUAUAAGCGAUACUCGGACGAGGACCGAAUGGACCACGUGGUUGCAGGAACAGUUACAUUGGGAGUGGGCGGAUGAGAUCGAGAACAGCAUCAAUAAGCAAAUCCGCGGCAUAUUGAGGAAACUAGGCUUUGGCCUCAUGGAUACCAACAAAUCAAGGUCCUUUCAUAUUGCCAAUGGGUCAUCGUUCGAUUUGUCGUCAACUGUGGUUUCAAAGUACUUUGUACCUGGAUUAAAUGGCACACUUGAUCUACAGCCCGAACAGUCACUAGCUGGCCUAAGUGUACAGUUCUCGGAACGGAUCGAGGCAACGUGUCUUGAAUCACAAGAGGAUAUCAUCAGCAUUGCCUGUCUCAGCAAAGUCAAUCCAGGGCGGGUGUUUCUAUGCGUGUACGAAUCGGUCAAGACUAAAAAAAAUGGAGAAGUCAUGGUCGGCUGGCAGCAGAUAUUUGAUCAAACCGUGGACUUGACCGCCAAAAAGGUCCGCUUGAAGAACGUCUCGUGGUCUAUUCAGCAUCGAUGCGUCGCUCUUUCCUACACUGCCUACCUCACUGAUGUCGAUCCCGUGCUUGGAUCCAAAGAAGCCUUGGAACGCCAACCGUUUUCUGUCUUGCUAAGUAGCAAUGGUCAGCAUGUCAUUACUUUGGACGGCUAUGGUGUGUUCUUGCAUAACCCCGACAGCUAUUACGUUGUCAACGACAAUGGCGUGAAAUGCAUGACAGGGCCCGAAUGGAAGUUGGCUUGGAGUUUAAGGGCUCCUAGAAAAGGCUGUCAGCUGCCUUCUGACCUGGUAUUGGACUUGCUUCGACGCACCAAUGGAAAAUACUUUAUGUUCAGUAGCACCGCUGGUAAUAUAGAGAUUGUUCGAUGUCCAGAUGGGUACGGAGUGGGUGAUAUUUUUUGCACGAAAAGCGACACGGGAGUCUUUGAUUACGACGCAGAGUAUCCAUUUGAAACGGCCAGUUACAUUGCUAGAAAAGCACUGAGGAAAGUGAGGCACGGCCUGCCUCACUAUGAUAAUGUGGCCAUCCAAGCCAACCUGAUAGGACACCUGUUUUGUGAUGAUCUGAACGAAUUUCCCGCCCACGACAAUAAGGUUGAAGAAUCUGGCAACGGCAAAGAAAAGUUGGAAACACCGUCCAUAAGAGUGGCCCAGGAAUUAGCUUUUUCAAAGAUCCAUGGCGCUUGGACGCUGUUCCAUAUCUCCAUGGACAUCAAAAUGGAAAGUAUGCUGCUUACGCCGUCGGCGGUCAACUUCUGGCCUACAUCACCCGACAAGUUUGUAGCUGCCCCAAGGUGCCAGUGGCUCAUGUCCAAUCUCUCGCUUUCGGCGGCGGCUUCCUCAGGAUCGCCAAAAGGCUAUCGCCUAGUAUCAAACGGUACUCAAGUAUGCUUGGUGGACGACACGACGGUAAACCAUAUAGCCCAUGUGAUUGGCGAAUGUGAUGAUGUGCGCUGUUGCUUCUUUCUGCCCGGCAUGACCUCCACAUGUAUCACGGUCUUUGACCGCUUUCUUCUUGGAAGAGAAAUCGACCAGGAUGGAUUAGUAUCUUGCUUUUUUGCUUGGAAGCCGCCCAUAGACAAUGCAUAUUCCAUUGCUGAUGUCCACAUGCUAAUGGCGCCAGGGCUACCACCGCUACUGCACAUUACAUGCACAGUGCCGACCUCCUUCACUACCAGGAAUUUUUUCCUGCGCCUGCCGCUGAUGACGGAGCGAAAUAAGCAUUGGAUAGGGUUGUUAGCGUCAUUGGUCGUCCCUGAGCUCAGUCAAUUUCCUGAUCACCAACGGUGUGUAUCGGAUCUAGUUGCUCGCUGCUUCAACAUCACUCGCAUAACGUCCAUGCAAGCUGCCGAGUACAAUGGAAAAGAGUAUUACGAUGACUACACAAAACAUAUAUUAAGUGGAUGGCCGGUAAAUGAAAUCCUCUCUGCACAACCCCAGCAUGUAGACAGAAUAGUAGAUCAAGAGGAGUUUCUUGCUUUUUAUAACGCUGGAAGUAAAUCGAACAAGUCAGCAAGAGCCAUUGAAAUGGUAGAGUCUCAAGUUGCUAGAAUAGGUCCCUACCAUCGAGAUGCCUACAGCGGUAUUGGCCAUUUUGAGCCGGCGCUGCACAGUGUUCGAUCCAUUGGAACCAUUGUCAAUCAUCUGGUGACACCGUCGCAGGGGGAGUACCUUGUCCGCAACCAACCUGAUCUCGUCCGCAACUUCAUGGCCGCCAUUUCCUUUGUUCCCAUCCUGCACAAAACGUCUCCAUAUCAGAACAUGAAUCUGAUCUAUUUGAGAGCAGGAGGGAAGAGACCCACGUAUCACCUAGCAGCGUGGCAAGAGUUUCAAAAGUGUGAAAGGGAACUAGGACCAACCACUAUAAUGAAAAUAGCGCAAUCUGGCUACUUUCGAAUACCAGCUCUGCUUUUGAAACUUCAGAGCUGGCUCAAAGCAAGCGUUGAAGAGAGAGUGUUCCAAUGCGUUCUGCCGCUUCCUGGUAUAUCAACAUAUCCAGAGAUAGAGGAGUCUUGGAUACGGACACUGUUCAUGCCUCACCGUAGCAUCUUUGCUGAAAUUGCCAUAAACGAGUAUGAUUGUAUGUUCGAAGCUCCAGCCAUUGAACCGCUGUUGGUUUAUAAAUGGAAAACCUUUGCAAGGACAAGAUAUAUUGCUAUUACAGCUUCGUACAUUUUGUACCUUAUCAUCUUUGCCAUAUCGUUGACGCGGGAUCCAGCCCAGCAGAAAUCAUGGCUGGCCGUUGUUUGUUUCCUUGGUAUCCUCUUCUUUCUCCAAGAAGUUCGACAAAUGAUCAGUGAGCAUGAGCAGUACUUUUGGUCGCCAUACAAUUAUAUUGAUAUAGGCGCCUUUCUGAUGCCGGUUGUGCACUCUAUUUUGGUCCUGCAUGAUGUGGAUGACUAUUACUUGAGGUCCAUUGGUGCAUACUCUGUUUUGAUAUUAUGGCUGAAAAUUAUAUUGCAACUACGCGUAUUCAAAAACUAUGGUAUUAUGGUGGCUACAAUCAUUGAAAUCGGUCGCCACAUUACGCCUUUCUUCCUUAUGCUACAGCUUAUCUUGAUUGCCUUCUCGCAUGCCAUGGUUGUGGUGCUUGGCCAGCCGUUCCAAGAGGAUAGCUGGGGAGACCAGAUGUACUUGAUCAGCCACAACAACACGUCUAAUUUCAACUCCAUCUUCUCUUCGCUCAAAUACACCUACUACCUACUAGCCAGUGAUGGCGAUGCCUACAACCAAUGGGAUGGGGUUCCGUCCACCGAUGGACUGCGUAUCCUCUUUCUGAUAUUUACCGCCAUUAUUGUCCUCAACGUCCUGAUUGCUCUUAUGAGCAAUAUUGUCUCGAAAGUUGAUUCAGAAGGCCGCCAGCGAUGGCUGAAGGACUGGGCCCAUAGUAUUGCUGAGGUUGAAUUGUAUUGGAUGGUCAGUCGCCGGAACCAUCAGUAUUUCCCUGAAUUCGUGCAUUAUGCUGCUGAGGUGUCGGAGGCAAUUCAGUGGGAAGUGCGGGCAAGACAGGAGGCUGAACUUGCGCAGAACAUCAUGGUGCUCAAACGCAUCCCCCUGCGAGACCUAGCGUACCCUGCGGCCAAGAUGAUCCAGGACGAAUUGGAACAGCUCCAGAACAGCCUCAAGUACGCUAAACAGGAAGUCCAAAGGUUACGGCAAAGCUUGGUUGCAGCUCAAAAUGAAAACAAGCGGCUGCUUCUGCUUGCCACUGUGUCCUCUUCUGGAUCGAAAACGAAAAAGAAUGCCUGGCGUGGAGGCCGACCCAAGUAGUGAGCUUGUAUUAAAUGAAUGUAUAAGCCAGCUUCGAGAUUCUUUUCAAAAUUUUAAUUUAUAGGAAGCAUUCAAAAUAUAAGCAUUUGUAAAUAGUGUCAUGCCCCGGCAGCAAAAUAUAAGAAGCAAUCAAUUUCAUCGGUAUGGUAUAAGGAAAUCAGAUGCUCCGGUUUAUUAAAGGACUGUGUUUGGCACGAUACUGUUCCUUUAAAGCAAUCCAUCAUGAGGUGAAUGUAAAAUGGUAUCCGUCGAGUAAGUGGCACAUUGGCUCAAAGAUGUAUGCAUAUACCAGGCCGCACACCCCUAGUUGCUGCCUUAUGAAUGAAAUUUAUCCCGUCGGACAUCCACUACCACUCGUCCUCGCGCAUCAGGGCCAGUGAAUCUAUCAUAAGCCUGCA